Molecule: messenger RNA, 2757 nt
Organism: Platichthys flesus (European flounder)
Lineage: Eukaryota; Metazoa; Chordata; Actinopteri; Pleuronectiformes; Pleuronectidae
Gene: mob2a
Product: MOB kinase activator 2a
Exons: 6
Coding region: 546-1256 (236 amino acids)
Biological process (GO): signal transduction; positive regulation of protein phosphorylation
Cellular component (GO): cytoplasm; nucleus
Molecular function (GO): protein kinase activator activity
Source: RefSeq, a predicted model, not a curated record
GGAAGCGAGAGAGAGGACCAGAGUGUGAAAGUGAGGCAGGCAGGCAGUUGCAGUAGUUGGAAGCGAGAGCGAGAAAGAGAAACAUGCUCAGAGAAGUGAGUCUGGCAUCGUGAAUCCUUUUGGAGAAAAGUUGUUUUGAAAAGUGCUCGUUUGUUUGACUGAAUCGUCAAAAGGCCUUCAUGUGUGUGCAUCCGUCCGUCCUGCACCACCUGCCUUACAGUCGAAGGCCGUUUGAGCAGCCACAUUAUUACGCAAGGUGCUAUGCUGGAGCUGGGAACUGCCGUCCCGGUGCACCCAUAGCCGAGCAGAGACGGGGAGGUGAGAGGGAGGAAGGAGGGUGCUGUGGUUCGGAACCUCGUCAGCCCGGCUCUGCUUCACCGACGACUGGAUGGGGGUUCUGGUGUGCUGCGACUGCUUCUUCUAUAGUUACUUGCCGCAAAGUCCAAGUGAAAAUGAGAGGGUUCUUGGCUGCUGCUGUUAAAACAGCUUCGUUCGGUCCAGGAGCUGGAGCUGGUGUUUGGAGAGAGGAGGCUUGAGGACAGGAGAUGGGCGGGAGGAAGUCGAAGACGAAGCCAAAUGGAAAGAAGCCUCCGGCAGAAGAGAAGAAGCAGUACCUUGAGACAGAGUUCACGAAAAUCCGUGUGGUGGACUUUGACCUCAAGGAGCUGGUGGUGCUGCCAAGAGAGAUAGACCUCAACGAAUGGCUAGCCAGCAACACGACAACUUUCUUCAACCUUAUCAACCUGCAGUACAGCACCAUCUCAGAGUUCUGCACUGGGGAUACCUGUCAAGCCAUGACGGCCUGCAACACAAUAUACUACUGGUAUGACGAGAGGGGGAAGAAGACGAAGUGCACUGCUCCACAAUAUGUCGACUUCGUAAUGAGUCUUUGUCAGAAACUGGUCACAGACGAGGAAAUCUUUCCUACAAAAUAUGGCAAAGAGUUCCCCAACUCCUUUGAGUCCUUGGUGAAGAAGAUCUGCCGGUACCUGUACCACGUGCUGGCUCACCUCUACUGGGCGCACUUUAAAGAGACGGUGGCCCUGGACCUGCAGGGCCACUUGAACACUCUGUAUGCACAUUUCAUCGUUUUCGUAAGGGAAUUCAACCUGGUCGACCCCAAGGAGACCUGUAUCAUGGACGACCUGUCCGAAAUCCUCUGUGCGCCCGCCCCGCCGCCUGCGCCCGCCCCGGCCCCCUCCAGCCCAACCUCAACGCCCGCCCCUUCCUCACAAAACCACGUGACAGAGAGAUGAGCAGGGAGGAGGCGGCGGUGAGACGACAGCCCCGGGGUGAUAGAAGAUAGAGGAGAGAAGGAAACAGUCUGGCCCCCCUCCUCGGUGCCAGCAGGACUUAAGAGACCUUCCACUACCCUUAUAUUUCGCUAUGACAUCUACCAACCAGCUGCAAGGAAGGGGGGAGGGUUUCCGGGGAGGGGGGAGUUUGGGGUGGCGGGGAGGGGUUUGUCACGCCAACAGGAAUUGGCGUGAGCGUUCCUCCCAGGGGCAAACCCCUCCCAUCUUCUCUGCAAUUUAAAAUAGGAACAAAAAGUAUGUGUAUGUUAUUUUUUUUGUUUUUAUUUUAUUUUAAUUUCAUUUUUUUCAAGUUUUAUUUUGUGUUGUGGGGGAGGGUGGAGGGGGAGGUGCGUCUGUUGGCCCUUCACGUCCCCUCUGUCCUCUGCCUGACAUACAGUACAGGAAGGGGGCUCUGCUUUGCUUUGACCUACUAUUGUACAGUGCUGAUGUGUGGAGAAGAGGAGUCUCUGCUCACCCAUGGCCACUGCGCUGGCCGGUAGGGAGCCAUGUUACUGCCUGAUGGGGCGAUACUAGCCAAUCACUGUUUGGGUUGUUUGUGCCGGGGAUGAUUAAAGCGCUUCCUACUCAGGACCUGAGAGAAUACGUCACUGCUGCCAGAGAGAAGUUGCUCUCUUUCUCUUUUUGUUGUUUUUGUUUCAAUUCUCUGUCCCUCGUUCUCCAGACUCCUCUGUAAGACAAAUCGUGUUUAACCACAGUCACAUAAUAGCACCUGGUUUAUUUCCCCCCCCACCCCCCAACAAUGGUGUGUCCCUCAGCCUACCUGUAGAGGGCAGCAAACUCAUAGAGAAAAACCACAGAAACAGGGAAACGGAGAAGAAAAUAUUAAGAUUGUAUGAUAGAUUUCUGAUCUGAUCAGAGUGAGAAAGCUUUGUGAGACAGACUGGUGCCCGUCUGCAGCCGAGUCAGAGCCGUUUCAUGGCGUUUCGCUCAGCAGCCGCCGCCGCUUAAAAACGCCACCGCUACCACACACUGCAGCAGCACAGGAGGACAAAGACAUGAGGUAAUGUCUGCAGGCCCACAGAGGGGGAGAGGGGUGAGAGUGAUGGGAGUGGAGCUGCUCUGCUGUUUAACAGACACCAGUGCUCACGGUGUAAAACUUUUUUUUUUUUUACCUGUCCCUUUAAAUUUGCUGUUAAGAUUAUCAGAGGAGAAUUAGGUCAGAAAUAAUAACAAUAAAGAAGUCAUUACACAUGUAUAGAAAAACGCACAGUCUGCUUGGACUUUACUGUACAAAGAAUCGCAAGCGGGUUCUGUCGAACAUAGCCUCUGUAUGGAGGAGGAUGGGUUUAUAAUUCUCCUUUUUUAUUUAUUUUAAUUCUUUUUUUUGCAGGGUUCUUCAGUUCUGGCUCUCGUUUUUAUGUAUUUUAAUUAUUAACUAAGUUAAAAGCGAUUUAAUAUUUUAAGCUCUGCGGAUUAUAAUCUAAUAAAAGAGAGAAAUGCC